AAGUGUCCGGACUGGAAGUGGGUGAAAGUGUCCGGACUGGAAGGGGAGGGGAAAGUGUCCGGACUGGAAGGGGGUGAAAGUGUCCAGACUGGAAGGAGGGGAAAGUGUCCGGACUGGAAGGGGGUGAAAGUGUCCGGACUGGAAGGGGGUGAAAGUGUCCGGACU
Molecule: messenger RNA, 165 nt
Organism: Staurois parvus
Lineage: Eukaryota; Metazoa; Chordata; Amphibia; Anura; Ranidae
Source: the annotation of a GenBank genome assembly